UUCAUUUCAAAUAACUAUCAAUCAAACAACCCUAUUUUUCGUUUAUGCUCUGCAAGUACUACCUCGACCCUACUGCGGUUUCAAGUUUUUGUUCAAUGGAGUUCAAAUUCCGUGCUAUCGAUAACAUCAAUCCAUCAACCAUGCAGCCUUCUCAUCCCACCGUCACAUAUCUCCCUGACCGAUCUCUUCCAAUGGACGGUGGUUUUGCUGGCUUCCGAGCACCAUUGGCCACCAACGAGGCGGCAUUACGACGAGAGAUGGAGAAGGAACAAAUCCGGCGGGAUAUGUUGCGGCGGAUAGAGUUGGAGGAUGAAGUGAGGAGGGAGCUUGCAAUGGAGGGGGCGUUUGGAACUAUGCAGAAGCCUCUCAAUUCUGUGUGGUCAAAUUCUACACCGAUGAUGAUGAUGAACCCUGUUGCUGUUGAUGCUUCACAACCACCUGAAAUCAAACAUUUUCCACAGACCAGUGACAAGGACAAAGUUAUUCUAUUGGCUAAGCCAGACCCCGAUCUCUAUGGUGCAAAGCGAAAAGCAUUGACACUUGAUGCUCCUAAUGAUGAUCCUUAUGCAAUUGGUAUGAAGAAAAAACCAAAGGAAGAGUGGAGUUGUGAACUGUGCCAAAUUAAAGCCACGAGUGAGAGUGGCUUGAAUGCUCAUCUGAAUGGUAAGAAGCACAAGGCCAAGGAAGCAGGACAAAAAAGGAAGAUUGACAAGUGCAGCAGGAAAAGUCAAAAAACCGCUGAAAAGAUUACUGAUACAGUUGUUGUAGAAACAGAUCAACAAGCUCCUCAACCUUGCUUAGCCUUGGAAGUCAUGGAUGAGACUAUGGUUGAUAAGGGUCUCACAGAAUCUAAAAAAGAGGAGCAGCUUGUGGAGACGAUGGUUGAUAAUGGUGUUACCAAAUCCAAUAAUGAGAAGCUUGUGGAGAUGAUGGCUGAUAAUGGUGUAAGUAUAACAACAUCCAAAAAUGAGAAGAAUCCUGUGGAGAUGAAGGCUGAUAAGAAUGUAACAGAAUCUAAAAUUGAGGAGCAGCUUGUUGAGAUGGUUGCUGAUAAUGGUGUAAGUAUAACAACAUCCGAAAAUGAGAAGAAGCUUGUGGAGAUGAAUGCUGAUAAGGAUAUAACAGAAUCUAAAAUUGAGGAGCAGCUUGUGGAGAAAAGCCAAAAGAUAGGUUUUUCCGAGUGUAGAAGUGACGCUGCAACCGAUGAAGCAUGGAAGGAAAGUGCAUUGGCAAAGAGGAGGAAGGUUGGACGUUUAUGGUGUGAGCAUUGUCAAAUUGGCGCUUUCUCACAAGCUGUGAUGGAAGACCAUAUGAAAGGGAAAAAACACCUAAAGAAUAUGAAGAAACUCCAUCAAAAUAAUGCAAGUCCUACAUCAACAUCCUCUAUAUCACAAAAAACACAUUUGUUGAUCAAUGAUACAGAUGAUGUUAACAAAGAAACAGACCAAGUAAUGACACUUGUAGGGAAAGGAGAACCAAUACUAAAGAUGGAAAAUAAUUUUUGAAAUUCAGAUGAAGUACAUUACUGGCUGAAUCAAGAAGAAUUUGAACCUAUGAAGGACUAUGAGUACAUGCAAGAAGAGUUUGAACCUAUGAAGGACUAUGAGUACAUGCAAGGUGUUAUGUUGACUUUUAUCAACUUCAUAUCUAUGAAGUUUAUUUACAAACAUUUUUAAUGUGUUUUAUCAUUGAUUAUUGAUGUAAUAGAUCCUUACAUUACGACUUAUUUGACCCGGUGUUUCUGAACUUACUAGGUUAUAUCUUUCAUAACAUGACAUAUUUCGCUUAUCAACAUAUCGUAGU
This is a messenger RNA of Medicago truncatula (barrel medic), 1803 nucleotides long. RefSeq lists its product as uncharacterized. The record is from RefSeq and is a predicted model, not a curated record. Gene Ontology annotation, molecular function: nucleic acid binding; zinc ion binding. The coding region runs from base 45 to 1505 and encodes 486 amino acids. NCBI's taxonomy places the organism in Eukaryota, Viridiplantae, Streptophyta, Magnoliopsida, Fabales, Fabaceae. The transcript has 4 exons.